Molecule: messenger RNA, 2883 nt
Organism: Gymnogyps californianus (California condor)
Lineage: Eukaryota; Metazoa; Chordata; Aves; Accipitriformes; Cathartidae
Gene: PRKAG2
Product: protein kinase AMP-activated non-catalytic subunit gamma 2
Exons: 16
Coding region: 81-1796 (571 amino acids)
Source: RefSeq, a predicted model, not a curated record
GCCGGUGGGACGGUGGGGAGAGGUGGAAGAGGAGCCUCCCUCUCCAGAUCCAUCGCCCAGCACCACGCCUGCGUGAAGGGAUGGGAAGCACUGCCAUGGACAAGAAGAAAGAUGCCUCCAGCAGCAGCAGCAGUAGGAAAAACUCCAGCCAGAAGAAACUCAUGUUGCGAGUGCACAUCCCCGAUCUCAGCUCAUUUGCCAUGCCAUUCUUGGACGGUGAUGUGGAGAGCACAGACAAAAAUGCUUCUCGCAAGGUGGAAGAAAGCUACUCUGCUGGCAGUCCUUCAAAAGGCCUUUUCUCAAAAGGGCUCCAGAACCGACCUUCCAGCCCCGUUUCUGCCCCUGUGAGAUCCAAACAUAGCCCCGGCUCACCCAAAACAGUGUUCCCUUUCCCCUACCAGGAGUCUCCCCCACGCUCCCCACGCCGAAUGAGCUUCAGUGGGAUCUUCAGGUCCUCCUCCAAAGAGUCCUCCCCCAAUUCUAACCCGUCUACCUCUCCUGGGGGCAUCAAGUUUUUCUCCAGAUCAAGAAAAACCUCUGGCCUCUCCUCUUCUCCAUCUACCCCAACACAAGUGACCAAGCAGCCCACGUUUCCUCUUGAAUCCUAUAAGCAUGAGCCUGAGAGACUAGAAACACGGAUUCACUGUUCUUCACCUCCAGACACAGGGCAGAGAUUUUCUUUGCCUCCAUCUCAAAGUGCAGUCAAGCCUCCUAUCACAACACCAGCUCCCUGUGCUACCUCAAAACCAGCGGCGGCGGCGGCGGCAGCGGCUCCGGCUCCCUCUCAGCUCCCGGCCGCCUCCGAAGGGAUGCUGGAGAAACUAGAGCUCGAAGAUGAAGCACUUGAAGAAUCGGAAAGUGACAUUUAUGUGCGAUUCAUGAGGUCACACAAGUGUUAUGACAUUGUUCCAACAAGCUCUAAGCUUGUUGUUUUCGACACUACGCUACAAGUAAAGAAAGCCUUUUUUGCCUUGGUGGCAAAUGGUGUGAGAGCAGCUCCACUGUGGGAGAGUAAAAAACAGAGUUUUGUAGGAAUGUUAACAAUUACAGAUUUCAUUAACAUACUGCAUAGAUACUAUAAGUCUCCAAUGGUUCAGAUUUAUGAACUGGAGGAGCACAAGAUAGAAACCUGGAGGGAGCUUUAUUUACAAGAGACAUUUAAACCUUUAGUGAACAUCUCCCCAGAUGCAAGCCUUUUUGAUGCUGUAUAUUCAUUGAUCAAAAACAAAAUCCACAGAUUGCCAGUUAUAGAUCCAGUCAGUGGAAAUGCACUUUAUAUACUUACCCAUAAAAGAAUCCUCAAGUUCCUCCAGCUUUUUAUGUCAGAGAUGCCAAAGCCUGCCUUUAUGAAGAAGAAUCUGGAUGAACUUGGAAUAGGAACUUACCACAACAUUGCCUUCAUACAUCCAGACACUCCUAUCAUUAAAGCCUUGAAUAUAUUUGUAGAGAGAAGGAUAUCGGCAUUACCUGUUGUGGAUGAGUCAGGAAAAGUUGUAGAUAUUUAUUCCAAAUUUGAUGUAAUAAAUCUUGCUGCUGAAAAAACAUAUAAUAACCUAGAUAUCACGGUGACACAAGCCCUACAGCACCGUUCUCAGUAUUUUGAAGGUGUUGUAAAGUGUAGUAUGCUGGAAACACUGGAGACCAUUGUGGAUAGAAUAGUGAAGGCUGAGGUUCAUCGUUUGGUGGUAGUGAAUGAAGCAGAUAGCAUUGUGGGUAUCAUCUCCCUUUCUGACAUUCUACAAGCUUUGGUACUCACACCAGCAGGUGCCAAACAAAAGGAGGCUGAAAGUGAAUGACUGCUGUGAAUGUAUACACGUUUGUAGGAGAACUUGAACAAAGUUUCUGGGUCAAGUUUGUCUCGAGAACCGUGACUGCAAUAGAACAGAGCAGGAUGGCUGAGAAUGUGUAUUGGGACUUAGUGAUGGAUGAUGAGUCUAUUCCCCCCAGUGAUGUCGCAAAAAAAGCAGCAUGACAAAAGCUUAUGUCAAAAUGUAGGCUUGUAUUUCAAAAUGUCCUCAAAACAUUUGCUGGAAGACUUCACAUGAUGUCCUUCAUUAAAAUGCACUGUAUUCUGAAACUUUUCAUUUUGUAUUUGACAGAAGUCACUGGUCAGCAAUGGAUAUAUGUGACAUAAGGCAAGUGUAUGGCAUAUUCAUAUCAUAGUGCCUUAUGUCAAAAUACAGCAAUAUGUCAUCACUGUUGCCCAUCACUGUCAAAGGAAGUAUUGUGCUAAACGAGACACUGUAUUUGAAUGUGAAAGUCUUUUAAACCUAAAACCAAAUCAGUUUCAGUUCUCAUUAGAUUUGUCAUAAAAGCUGUAAUUUGAAUAUCGGUAGACUUCUUUAAAACUUCAAUGACAGUUUUGUGUUAAAUGUUGCAUUCUGAACUGAGAUGUAAAACAAGACUGAUUUUAAAAACAGCUUUAUUUAUUUUUACUUUCAUGACAAUUUUUUACACAUCUUUGGUGGAUAGCUAAAAUUUCACCAUAUCCAUUAAUAAACUGUUGAUUGUUAUACAAACAAGUGGUAGAUUUUCUCAUUAUUUACAACUUUGGAGUUGCAGAAGCUGUGGCCUGUUGAUCAGUCCAUAUGACUUGAGCUGAAGAUUCCAGAAGCAUGGAUCGAAAGUGCUCUGUACUGUAAUACGCAGGCACCAUGGAGGAAAUGAGGUGCCAGAGAACAAUAUUUUCAUCUGUAUUAAAGUGUAAAACGAUGUUUGUACAACAAAACCGAAACUUUUUAUUGUAUAUGAUUUGUACAGAAGUGGAGGAGUGAGGAAAGCUGUUGGGGUAUUUGCUAAUGUAAAUGUACUGUAAAGUUUGAAGAUGAAACUUUUAUAAUUGUAGAUUCUUGUAGAUGGAAGAAAUUAAACCCUACAACAUCA